Messenger RNA from Staurois parvus, 362 nucleotides. Lineage: Eukaryota; Metazoa; Chordata; Amphibia; Anura; Ranidae. The record is from the annotation of a GenBank genome assembly.
GCUGUACAUUCAUGGACAGACAGGGGCGGACUGACCAUUUGGAAACUCGGGCACUGCCCGAGGGCCCGGGGUCAGUAGGGGGCCCCAUGAGAUGCCCCUGGUACCUUUUUCAUAGGCUUUUUUGGGCAAGGACACAGGGGCCCCAUGAUCCCUUAUUGCCCUGGGGCCCCAUGAGUUGUCAGUCUGCCCCUGUGGACAGUAAAGAAAAUCCCAAAUUUUUGGUUGUCUCCAUAAAAUUAAUAAAGGGGAAAUUUUCCAAUGGGGACACUAGUUCUAAUGACCUGGGGGUUUGCAGGGAUUUCUUCUAACUUCCUGUUUUGGCUAUGGGACAGGAAGUGACGGGAAAUUUCUGCAAUGAAAAA